AUGUUGAAUUUUUAUAUAGACAGAGGUGGAACAUUUACUGAUGUUUUUUAUCAAUUCAAUGGAGAAUCAAAAGUUCAUAAAUUAUUAAGUCAAUCAUAUUAUAAAGAUGGAGUAUUUUAAGGAAUAAAAGAAAUAUAUGAGAAAUAUUCAUAGGAUGGUUAGAAUGUUUAAGUCAACCAAAUUGUAAUAGGUACAACAAUAAUUACAAAUGCAAUAUUGGAAAAACAGGGCCAUGAUUGUGCUUUACUUAUAACUGAGGGAUUCAGAGACUUAUUACAAAUAGGUUAAUAAACACGACCAUAAAUAUUUGAUUUGACAAUGAAAAAGCCAUCUGUGUUGUAUAAAGAAGUGAUUGAGAUAAAGGAAAGAAUAACUUAUGAAGGAUAGAUUGUGGAAUCAAUUGAUUUAGAAUAAGUUAGAAGUAAUUUAAUAAAGUUGAAACAAUAAAAGAUAAGUUCAAUUGCAAUUGUACUAUUGCAUUCUGUAAUCAAUGAUAUACAUGAGUAAUAAAUAAAAAAUAUAGCAAAAGAAAUUGGUUUUAAUUCGAUUUCAAUUUCAAGUGAGGUAAGUAAAGUGAUUAAAAUAGUACCUCGUGGUUAAACAACAGUUUUAAAUUCUUAUGUGAAUCCUUUGAUUUAAUUGUAUAUUUAGGAAUUAGAAUAAGAGAUAAGAUCAUUGUUAAUUAAUCAAAACCCUUAGAUAUUAUUCAUGUAGUCUGAUGGAGGCUUGACUGAAGCAUAAGAGUUUAUUGGCAGUAAGGCUGUAUUGAGUGGUCCAGCUGGUGGAGUUGUGGCAUUGAUGCAAUCAACAAAGAUAUUUAAAUAGUUGAAUAAGAAGGGAGUGGUAGGAUUAGAUAUGGGAGGAACUUCAACAGAUGUUUGUGUUUAUUAUGAUAAGUAAAACAUUAAAGAGGAAAGUAUUGUGGAUGGAAUUAUAGUAAAUACUCCUUGUUUUGAUAUUAAAACAGUUGCAGCAGGAGGGGGAAGUUUGUUAAAGUUUGAGAAUGGAAUGUUUAAAGUAGGUCCUACAAGUAGUGGAUCAUAUCCAGGCCCUAUUUGUUAUGAUAGGAAUGGAUUAUUAAGUUUGACUGAUGCAAAUUUGUAUUUAGGAAAUAUUGAUGUAGAUCAUUUACCAAAAAUAUUUGGAUUUGAUAAUAAAUCAGGAUUAAAUUAUGAGAAGGUUAAAUAGUAAUUUGAGAAAUUGAGUUAAGAAUUGUAAAUGAGUCCGAUUGAAAUAGCAGAGAGUUUUAUUAAAGUAGCUGAUGAGUAGAUGUGUCGACCUAUUAGAUAAAUAACUAAUGGAAGGGGAUAAUUGAGUUAAGAUCAUUUGUUAGUGAUUUAUGGAGGAGCAGGAGGAUAACAUUGUUGUUCAAUUGCAGAAUCACUAAUGAUUGAUUCUAUUUUCAUACACAAAUAUGCAAGUAUCUUUUCAGCUUAUGGAUUAAGUUUAGCAAGAUAAUAAAAAUAUUAAAAAAUUCCACUUAUUGAUAAGUUAAUCAAUUUUGAUUCUAUAAAUAAGGUGAUCUAAUCAUUUCAAUCUUAAUUAUAAUAAGAUAUUGAAUAAUUAAUAGAAUUACAUCUCAAAUAUGAAGGAAGUGAUUUUCUAUUAAAAAUAGAAUAUAAUACAGAUAUGAAUAUAAUUAAAUAGUAAUUUGAAAUGUAACAUCAUGAACUUUUUGGAUUUAAAUAAAAUAGAGAAAUAUUAAUUGAGUAUGUUUCUGUAACAAUAAAAUAUGGUUAAUAAAAAGAAGAGAAUGAUGAAUUACUUGAAAUACUUAAGAUUAUAGAUGGUAAUAAUAUGAAUAUUAAUGAAUUACAGAAAUAAAUCUAAUAUAAAGGACCCUUUCUAAUACAUACUGGAAAUACUACAAUUAAAAUAAAUAGUGGAUGGUAAGCAGAAUUAACUAAAAAUGAUAAUAUUAUUAUUAGAAAAAUUACAGAUUUAUAAUAAUAAAAUAUCAAUUAAUCCAAAUAUACAAAUAGUAGUUUAGAAUUAAGUAUUUUUGCUAAUAAAUUUAUGUCAAUAGCUGAAGAAAUGGGACUAUAAUUAUAAAAUACAGCUGUGAGUAUAAAUAUUAAAGAGAGAUUAGAUUUCUCUUGUGCAAUAUUUGAUAAAGAUGGAAAUUUAGUAGCAAAUGCUCCUCAUCUACCUGUUCAUCUAGGUAGUAUGAGUGAUGCAGUAAAAUGUUAAAUUAAUAAUUUUAAUCAAGGUGAUAUUAUAAUGAGUAAUCAUCCAGAAAUGGGUGGAUCUCAUCUUCCUGAUAUUACUAUCAUAACUCCUUAUUUCAAAGAUAAUUAAAAAUUGUUCUAUGUAGCAUCAAGAGGACAUCAUGCAGAUAUUGGAGGAAUAAGUCCUGGAAGUAUGCCAGCAUUUAGUAAAUAUUUAAAAGAUGAAGGAAUAGCAGUAAGAUCAUUCAAAAUUGUAGAAGAUGGUGUAUUUUAGGAAGAUAAACUUAUUGAAUUAUUAUAGGAGAGUAGAGAGAGACAAGAUAAUAUUUAGGAUCUAAAAGCUUAAAUAGCUGCAAAUAAUAAAGGAAUAUAGUUGAUAGAAUAAUUGAUAAAAUAGGAAGGAUAUGAUAAAGUGAAUCAGAAUAUGAAAAGAAUAUAAGAAAAUGGAGAAAAUUGUGUUAGAUAGAUGCUUUAUGAUAUAUCAAUAAAAAAUAAUUUGUAAGAAAUAGAUACUAUAGAGUCUGAAGAAUAUAUGGAUGAUGGAUCUAAAAUUAAUUUAAAACUUACAAUCAAUAGAAAUGAUAGAUCAGUAAUAUUUGAUUUUACUGGCACUUCUCAAUAAGUGUUGGGUAAUACUAAUUGUCCUAUUUCAGUUACUAAAAGUGCUAUAAUAUAUUGUUUAAGAUGUUUAGUUGAUAUGGAUAUUCCAUUAAAUUAAGGAUGUUUGAAUCCUACAUAAAUAAUCAUUCCUAAGAAUUCAUUACUUAGUCCUAAUAAUAUAUGUGCAAUUGUUGGAGGUAAUGUCUUGACUAGUCAAAGAAUAACAGAUCUUAUUUUAAAAUGCUUUUAUGCUACUGCUGCUUCUUAAGGUUGUAUGAAUAAUUUUUCAUUUGGAGGUUUUAAUUAAAGAUCAUAUUAUGAAACUAUAGGAGGAGGGAGUGGAGCAGGAGAUGGAUUUAAUGGAGAAUCUGGAGUCUAAGUUCAUAUGACUAAUACUAGAAUAACUGAUGUAGAGAUUAUAGAAAGGAAACAUCCAGUAAGAAUUUUAUCAUUCACACUUCGAUAAAAUAGUCAUGGUAAAGGAAGAUAUAAUGGUGGAGAUGGAAUUAUUAGAUCAUUCUUAUUCUUAACUAAAUUGAAUGUCUCAUUAUUGACAGAAAGAAGAGUUUUUUCUCCUUUUGGUUUAAAGGGAGGAAAAAAUGGUUAAAAAGGAAUUAAUAUUUACAAAACUCAAGGUCAAUCAUUUCUAUUAAGUGGAAAGGUUAAUUUAGAUGUUUAAUCAAAUGAUGAAAUUUGGAUAUAUACUCCUGGAGGAGGUGGAUAUGGAAGUAUAUGA
Paramecium pentaurelia is the source of this 3504-nucleotide messenger RNA. Lineage: Eukaryota; Ciliophora; Oligohymenophorea; Peniculida; Parameciidae. The record is from the annotation of a GenBank genome assembly.